Messenger RNA from Alexandromys fortis (reed vole), 363 nucleotides. RefSeq names its product acetyl-CoA carboxylase 1-like. The transcript has 2 exons. Gene Ontology annotation, cellular component: mitochondrion. Lineage: Eukaryota; Metazoa; Chordata; Mammalia; Rodentia; Cricetidae. Bases 29 to 355 code for a protein of 108 amino acids. Gene Ontology annotation, molecular function: acetyl-CoA carboxylase activity. The record is from RefSeq and is a predicted model, not a curated record. Gene Ontology annotation, biological process: fatty acid biosynthetic process.
AUGGCUUCUCUGUUUCUAUAGAUCCAGCAUGUCUGGCUUGCACCUAGUAAAACAAGGUCGAGACAGAAAGAAAAUAGACUCUCAGCGAGAUUUCACUGUGGCUUCUCCAGCAGAAUUUGUUACUCGUUUUGGGGGAAAUAAAGUGAUUGAGAAGGUUCUUAUUGCCAAUAAUGGUAUUGCCGCAGUGAAAUGCAUGAGAUCUAUUCGUCGGUGGUCUUAUGAAAUGUUUCGAAAUGAACGUGCAAUUCGAUUUGUCGUCAUGGUUACACCUGAAGACCUUAAAGCCAAUGCAGGUGAGUUUCUAGCUUUAUGUCACUUUAGAUAUAAAACAUUGAAUAGAUCUGCCUGUAAGUAGGAGAAUGU